Anolis carolinensis (green anole) is the source of this 1391-nucleotide messenger RNA. RefSeq names its product NFKB inhibitor like 1 (gene nfkbil1). The record is from RefSeq and is a predicted model, not a curated record. Gene Ontology annotation, cellular component: nucleus. Lineage: Eukaryota; Metazoa; Chordata; Lepidosauria; Squamata; Anolidae. The coding region runs from base 143 to 1204 and encodes 353 amino acids. Gene Ontology annotation, biological process: canonical NF-kappaB signal transduction; negative regulation of toll-like receptor signaling pathway. Gene Ontology annotation, molecular function: protein binding. The transcript has 5 exons.
UUGAACAACGACUUGAAGCCACAUCCGCCCUUAGUUGUAGGUUUCCGUUCCCAUUAGAACACCCCCAGAUCAAGGCGGAAGUGAGCUGCUUCUGAAAGGGAAAACCUUGGAGUGGGAGCGCUCUUAAAGCCCUUUCAACAGCAUGUCCACUCCCAUUGCAUUGAAGUCUCAGCGUCGUCUGUGGCGCUAUGUAGAUUCUGGCCAUCGUCACAAGCUGCACAGGCUCCUGCGGCAUCACAGGGAAACCUUGGAUUUGGCUGAUACUUCUGGAAACAAGAACCGGACUGUGCUGCAUAGAUCCUGUGCCCGGCAGGACCUCAAAUCUGCAAUCCUCUUGCUGAAGUAUGGAGCAGAUGCCAAUGCUCUGGAUCGGAAUGGAGAUACGGCUCUACAUGUGGCUGCCCGGCAGGUUGCGCGCAAGGGAGGCACAGUUUAUGAAGACCUGUUUGUACCUUUGCGAAAACGUUGCCCUUCUGCCUUGAACAUCCGCAACAGAGAUGGAAAGACACCGGGGGACCUCCUGGGACAAACGGAAGAGAAAUGGUGUCCCCAGAAAGACUUUGGGAAAGAAGAGGAUGAACGGGAUGCCGAGAGGGAGUGGCAGUCCAAGCUUCUUGGUGAAUGGGAAGAUGAAUAUCAGGAGACUUUCUGGCAGUAUGAAGAUGAAUUCAGCACCGAAGGUCCAGACCCAGAAACCUUUGAAGACUGGGCUAACCGCAUAUUUCAGGAAUACAAGAAAAAAUGCAAGAAAGAAGAGGAACAGCAUCACCGAAGGCCUAAAAAGGAAACCCCAAAACCUUCUGCAAAGUCAUGGCGCCUCUUGGAAGAAGAGCGUCUGCUGUACGAGAAGCGCGCCCGGGCCAAAGAGGAGGAGUUGAAGGAGGCCAAGAAACGGCGCUAUGAAGAAGGCUGCAGCCAGGUCUUCUCUAGUUCCAGUUCUCAGUCAUUGCGUUAUGCAGACAUUCCCUGGCCAUGCCCAUCUGGGACACCUGAGCAGAUGGCCACCGUGGCACUCCACGGCGUGGACCCUGCUGACCAGGGAGCUUACCGGCGCUUCCUCCGACGCCAGCAGGCCCUCUGGCACCCGGACAAAUUCCUCCAGCGUUGUGGCACACGCUUAGCUGAAAAGGACCGGCGCCGGAUUUUAGACACUGUUACUGCAUUGUCACAAGCAUUCAACCGGCUUGCUGAGGCUGCCAAAUGACUGCAGAAAAUGCUAUCUUUCAAGCCUAUGUGGCUGUGUUGUAGUCCUCAAAUAACAUUCUGGAUUUUGACGUAAAGAAAAACAAAUUGAAAACUUUACUAUACUAUGCCUUAUAUUGUUUAUGUCUUAUGGUUGUUGUUGUCUGUUGGGCCCCCAAAGUUAUACUGCAAUAAAAAAACAGGUUGAG